AUGGCUCUUGAUGAGAAAGGCGAGUUGGAGAAGCAGCUACUCCAAACGAAGCAGGCCUUGGAUGUGGCUAGCACCACGAGUCAGCACCAGAUAGCGUGGAGCGAGGUUUUCCCAGUGCUACAACACGCACAAAGCAGUCUCCUUACAACGGCUAGUCAGGUUGGCAAAAUGCUUGACGUUCUUCAAAACAAACGAAAUGGCAUGUAUUUACCGGGCUCAACGAUAUAUCAGGAUGCCUGGGCAAACUCAACCGCUCCGCUUCCUGUGAUACAUGGCCACCAUCCGAUGGACACCUCCAUUACGCCACCUCAAUUCGCCGACUGCGGCUUGACAUCAUGA
Messenger RNA from Penicillium diatomitis, 339 nucleotides. RefSeq lists its product as uncharacterized. The coding region runs from base 1 to 339 and encodes 112 amino acids. The transcript has a single exon. Lineage: Eukaryota; Fungi; Ascomycota; Eurotiomycetes; Eurotiales; Aspergillaceae. The record is from RefSeq and is a predicted model, not a curated record.